AUGGCUGAAGAGCUUGCACCAGCUCUCGCUCGUGAGACCCCCGCGUGGGUCACGGAUCUUCUUUCGCUGGCCAAGAAAGAUUUCAAGAAGAACGACCCCAAGAAUUGGGAUGAGUGCAAAGCGGAGAAGGGUGAUUUCACGAAGGAGGUUCCCUUGUGGGUGCUGGACUACGAUGCCAUGCCCAUUCCAUCUGUUUACCCUUUGCUGGAAGCGGUGAAGCAAGCAAAGGAGCACUGGUAUGGGGACCGCGCUGAUCAGACAUUUCCCUUCCCUCCACCGGGAGCUGUUCUUCAGGUGGCAAAGUUCAAUGCCCCGCUGACGGACGCGGACUGUGGCAAGCUACAGCGCGAAAAUUUGGACAUCGUAUUCCUUGCCUGGCUCAUGAGGUACAGGGAGGUUGUGGAGGCAGGAGACAAUCGCUCGGUGGCACACUUCCGGAAGGCCAGCUUGCACGUGCUCAUGACUGUGAAGUUUCGGGCCAAUGAAGGCGAGAAGCUGGCCAGGGCCUACCAACUUCGUGAAGAUGAGGAGAAGAAUGCAAACAUAGCAGGGCACAGCCUGCUCAGCCGGGCGCGCGAGCUGAAUACCAUCCAGGAGCAUCUGGCAAAGACGGGCGGAGGGGCGGCGCAGAAUCUGCUGGACUACAUGCAGCAGCACAAGGUCGUGUACGGCACCGCUGACUCCACACUGAAUGUGCAGUCCAUCCGCCUUCAUUUGCGCGUGCUGCGGCGCCUGUCCAUGAGUGUGGAAGACAGUUCCGCGCCAAAGUACCAAGGCUCCGCCUUGUACUUCUUCGAUCGGAAUGAGGAGCUGUUUGGCCGAAAGGCGCCGCAGGUGGUCCUUCAGGAAAGCUCGCGAAGCUUCGACUCCUUCCAGUCCGCCCUCCAGAACCUGGACGACUUGCGGGAAGCCUCCAAGAAUCUUCACUUGUUGCUUCUUCGAGGCUGCAACGUGAAAAUGACUGGGCGCGGCAUUCCGGAGCUGGCAAGAGGUUUGGUUUUGUACAGCAAAAUCCCGGCAGCACUCCUGCCGCGCUUCCCCAAGUACUCGGACUUGCUGAAGCCCUUCGCUGGUCUGUUGGAGUUCCACCGGCAUUUUCCAGAAGGGCUGGAGGAGUCUGGCCAGCCCGUUGUCCGAGACAACGUGUACCCAAUCUUUGCCCAGGAGUCGCUGGACAAGCUUACGACCCAGGUUCUGAUCCCGCUCUUCACUUACAAGAAGCACAGCGCCGUGGUGGGCGGAGGCAGUCCUUUGGGCGUUGCGUUUGUGAAGAGCCUCCUGCCGGAGCUGGAGAACAUGUAUCAGCAGGAGCAGGCCCGUGAGGUGAUGGCGCAAGGAGGGAGCAGCUUGAACUCGCUGCCUCCGGCGGACUCCCAGUCGGAGGAGCCCGCGGCGGCGCUGCGCAAGAACUACGACGAGAAGGUCAAGGAGUUCAUGAGCCAGCUCGGCAAGGAGUACAUCGACUCCAAUGUCUUGCUGGUGACCUGGACAAAUCCCAGCCUCAUCGACUGCCUUGCUGGGCAUCCGCUUACGAAGGAUGGGGCGGCGAAGUUGUUUGUGUGGAAUGCUGGCCUUGAUGCGACGACGGGGCCCUCUGCGCGCGUUUCCAUCUACAAGAUGAAGGCUGCUGCGGAUGAGGCGAGGAUGGACUCCGCCAUCGACAUGACGGCGAAGUUCAUGAAGGAUCUCGACAACGCCCUCUUCUUCGCUGGGCGCAACGUCUUGAUCGCAAAGGAUCUCAAGAAGAAGCUGCAGGCCUUGAAGCCAAAGGUGGGGAUCAAGGACAUGCAGAUCAGCCCCGACGAGGAGACCUUGCUGAAGCUUCUACACGGAGAGGGUCGGAACCAGUAUGCUUCCCUCGACCCCGUGCCUGAGCCCAACUUUUUUAUGUGUAGUAACGUCACUUGGGUCCUAAACGCUAAACCCUAA
Molecule: messenger RNA, 1929 nt
Organism: Symbiodinium natans
Lineage: Eukaryota; Dinophyceae; Suessiales; Symbiodiniaceae
Source: the annotation of a GenBank genome assembly